Molecule: messenger RNA, 1798 nt
Organism: Stomoxys calcitrans (stable fly)
Lineage: Eukaryota; Metazoa; Arthropoda; Insecta; Diptera; Muscidae
Product: trichohyalin
Exons: 1
Coding region: 170-1720 (516 amino acids)
Source: RefSeq, a predicted model, not a curated record
AUAUCAUAACAUUUCAAUGCCCAACUGUCAAAAAUAAUAAAAGAAAUAAAAUUAAUUUCAAUUUUCUGCAAUCAACUUUAUUUUGUUAUCAUUUAAAAAAGCGUGUUUGGACUCGAACCUCUUAAUUCAUCCUCUGUCAUCCAUCGAAGGUUAUCCCAACCAUCUUAUAAUGACUGGAAAUCGCAGUGCAAUUGAAAUGAAGCAGUUGAUGGAGCACCACAAAUUCAUUGUCAACACUGACCGCAAAUCCUUGCACUGUCAAAUAAAGACUCUGGUACAGCGGGCACAAGCUGUUGCCUCAAAGGAAUUGGAAAAGAGACGAGCUGCAUUAAAUCAUCUUCUGGACUCUGAAGAUACAGCCUAUAUGGAAGAAUAUGCCAACAAAAUUAAAUCACAAAGUGCCGAAAAUAUCAAGCAACGCCAAGUCACCAUGCAGAAGAUCAAAGAUGAAAACGCCAAAAAGGAACACCAACUACUGAAAGCCAAACGCAUUCAACAGUACAUGAAUAGCUGCUAUGAAAUACGCGAAGCUUUACGCCAUCAAGAAAUGCAAAAUGUCAAAGAGUGUCAAUUGGAGCAAAUUCUUGAGAAGCAGCAUGCUUUCAGGAGACAACAAGAGGAAGAUAAGUUUUGGCUUAAGGUUGAGCAAAAGAAUGAGGAGGCAGCUAUGGGCCGUCUGCAAGAGGAGGAACGAUUGAAGAAGCUUCUGGUCCAGCAUACCUCAGCUAUGUUAAAAAUUCAAGUCAAUGAGUUGGAAAAGAAAAAAGAAGAACAGCGUCAGCAGAAACUGGAAGAAAAGCAAAAAAUACGCGAUCACUUGGAAGAAUUGCGUUUGGAAGAAUUUGAUAGCAAACAUGGAGGUAAAUCAUCCAAGUUCUUAGAAUAUCGCAAAGAGCUGUCCGAAAUGAUGGCCCAAAAACAAAUUCAACGUGAAAAAGGGCAAGCCGAACUGGUCGAAUAUCAACGUAAAACUGUCAAUGAGUUAUCACGAAUUGAGACGCAAGAAGCUCAUGCCAUUUUAGAGAAAAAGAAAGCACUUCACAAAGCUACCACCGAUUACAUUCAAUAUGUAAAGCGCAUGCGUGAAUUGGAACUUCAGCAACUGCGUAUGUACGAUGAACGCAUAGAAGAUUUUCAUCGUUUGGAAAUUUGUACCAAAACAAAUAUGCAACGCGAAAAAGAACGCAAGGCUAGUUUAGCCGCAAAAUGUUAUGCAGAAUUGCGACAACAAAUUUGUGAACAACGUGAGCGACGCUUGCGUGAAGAGGCCGAACAACGUGAAUGUAAAAUUCUUGAGAAUCGUUUUGCGCGCACCGAGAUAUCACGCAAAGAGAUACUACAACAAAGGCGUAAAAACCGUGAAGAGUUGGAUAAACAAAUUGCAGAGAUUCGAAGGAUUCGCAAAGAGGAGGCUGCAAAAUUUCUUCGCGAAUUAACAAAAGCAACCAAUGAUGGAGAAUUUUGUACUCAGUUGGCUAAGGAGUAUUUAAGAGAUGGUAUUGAUUAUCUGGAACCGCAUGCCAAUUGGAGAUUGAUAUCGGACCCUAUGAAGCCAUGUGUAUCAUAUCCCAGGACAAGACAAGUAAUAAAACUUGAGAGAAAAGAAGACAAGAAGGCUCUGAAGCCAGAGGAGAAUCUUACAAUGUCUGCUUAUGCUAAUAACUUUUGUGAUGGCAGGGGGGAUGAAGGAGCUAAGAAGCUUAACAAUAUUGUAUUGUAAAUGUUUCAAAUAUUAUAUGAAAUUAAAUGUUUAUCAUAAAAGAAACCUUGACUACGGUCGACUUUGCACCCCCGGUUG